CUCCCCACCCCAAAAAAGACAGUCCAGAAAUCAAUUUCACAUAAUCGGUUGAUCGGGAAGCUGAUCUGACCCGCGUCUGGGUUUUGGCAGCAAGUGCUCAGCACGCUUUUCCUCUCCUUCACCUGUUGCACCACGUACGCAAUUUUUUUCCUACACAUAAUUCGCAAUGAACAGUGACGAUGCGCCGCAGAGCAAGCCACGGAGCACCCCUAAUGUGCUGAUCACUGGCACCCCGGGCACGGGCAAAACGACAACGGCAGAGAUGGUCGCGAUGGCCACUGGGCUGAAGAAGAUCACGGUCGGUGAUCUAGUCAAGGAGCGCACCCUGCACGACGGCUACAACGAGGAAUUCGACACGUACUGGCUCAACGAGGACAAGGUCGUUGACGAGAUGGAGGACAUGCUGGCGGACGGCGGCGUCUGCGUCGACUACCACACCUGCGACUUCUUCCCCAAGCGGUGGUUUGACCUGGUGGUUGUUCUGCGUGCGACCACCGACAAGGUGUUUGACAGACUGACGGAGCGCGGAUACAAGCAGAACAAGAUUUCGGAGAAUAUCGAGAGCGAGAUCAUGCAGGUGGUGCUGGACGAGGCGCGCGAGUCUUAUGAUGAGGAGAUCAUCAUGGAGCUGCCCAGCAACACGGUUGAUGAGAUGGAGGACAAUGUCGAAAAGAUCACUGCGUUUGUUGAGCAGUUCCGGCAGGCGCGCCAGUAGACAGUUUUAUGUGCCGGCCCAGGGUCUGCUUUUGACAUAUGUCAAUUCGUGCUCCAUGUGAAUACAGUGCAUGCCUUCGAACGUGUCUUGAUACUCCCCACCCGGCUGCCCGCCCCCCCGACCGGCCACGGUGCUUACUAUGGCAGUGACGAUCCUUACGAUAAAUGGACGCCGGUGACUGCCAACUG
Messenger RNA from Linderina pennispora, 903 nucleotides. Its product is annotated as P-loop containing nucleoside triphosphate hydrolase protein. Gene Ontology annotation, cellular component: nucleus; cytoplasm. Gene Ontology annotation, molecular function: ATP binding; ATP hydrolysis activity; AMP kinase activity. NCBI's taxonomy places the organism in Eukaryota, Fungi, Kickxellomycota, Kickxellomycetes, Kickxellales, Kickxellaceae. The transcript has a single exon. The record is from RefSeq and is a predicted model, not a curated record. The coding region runs from base 167 to 715 and encodes 182 amino acids.